Hemicordylus capensis (graceful crag lizard) is the source of this 2730-nucleotide messenger RNA. RefSeq names its product ferric chelate reductase 1 like (gene FRRS1L). NCBI's taxonomy places the organism in Eukaryota, Metazoa, Chordata, Lepidosauria, Squamata, Cordylidae. The transcript has 6 exons. Gene Ontology annotation, biological process: regulation of glutamate receptor signaling pathway. The record is from RefSeq and is a predicted model, not a curated record. Bases 352 to 1260 code for a protein of 302 amino acids.
GCUGAGGAGCCGAGCCAGCGAGGGGGAUGAGCUGCUGGGCUGGGCUUUCACCUCUGCCUGCCUCUGUGUCCUGUCCUGUGUAAUCCAAACGGCGGCGGGUGGCGCGCGGGGCAGCGGCACGGGAGAGUAAGGCAGGCAUGAUGGCCAGGCACCCAAGCAAACAUGUGCGUGUGCCUCCUGUGCCCAGUACUAGCAGUACUGGUCACCCGCUUUACAAGCUGUGGGGGUAGGGAGGUUCCGGAGGAGCAAGCGGAGGCUGAGGCGCCGGCGCACUAAGCCAGCUCGACUUGGGGAUGGGGGCCUCUACCGCCAUGUCUGCAUCUGCAGCAGCCUUCCUCGGGCUCCGAUGGGAUGCUUGGCUGCUGCUGCUGGCUGUUCCCGCCGCCUCUUCUUCCUCAUGGGCAAGCCCCGCAGAUGAGAGCGGCGGUGGCAGGGAAGCGAGGGCGACGGGCGGCCGUGGCGGGGAUGGUGACCCCAGCGGGGCCCAGCGGGACGAGCAGCGGCCUCACGACUCCUCAUACGGCACCUUCGCCAGCGAGUUCUACGACAUGCACUUCCUUUCCGACGAGGGGGAAAGCAAAGCUUUUCAGCAAAACUUGGAAGAGGUUACUGAGAAGUUAUCCUUUCCCCACUGCUCCUCCGGUGGAUCCAUUUGCAAAAAUUAGAGUGGAUGACUGUGGGAAAACAAAAGGAUGCUUUAGAUAUGGUAAGCCAGGAUGUAAUGGAGAGACAUGCGAUUACUUUCUCAGUUAUCGCAGAAUAGGAGCUGACAUAGAGUUUGAGUUGAGUGCUGAGACAGACGGCUGGGUGGCUGUGGGAUUUUCCUCGGAUAAGAAAAUGGGUGGAGAUGAUGUCAUGGCCUGUGUUCAUGAUGACAAUGGAAGAGUCCGAAUACAUCACUUCUACAAUGUUGGUCAGUGGGCAAAAGAGAUCCACAGGAAUCCUGCCAGAGAUGAAGAAGGUAUUUAUGAAAACAAUCGUGUAACAUGUCGAUUCAAGCGUCCUGUGAAGGUUCCCAGAGAUGAAACUAUUGUAGAUCUUCAUCUGAGCUGGUACUAUUUAUUUGCUUGGGGACCAGCAAUUCAGGGUUCUAUCACUCGGCAUGACAUAGAUUCUCCACCUGUCUCAGAGCGGGUUGUCAGUAUUUACAAGUAUGAAGAUAUUUUUAUGCCAUCAGCUGCCUAUCAGACCUUCUCAUCUCCAUUCUGUUUGCUACUUAUCGUUGCACUGACAUUUUAUUUAUUGAUGGGGACCCCGUGAUGACAGCUGCAGUGUGGAUAGCACACAGGGCUUGUCAAUGAGCAUUGCUCAGGACAGGAGUCUUUUCUAUUGGAAUUUAUAUCACUGGACUUUUAAUUAUUCAUCGAUAGCUUGAGCUCCUUGGACAAUAGAAAUAAGUGAGCUCGCUGUUGCCUGAGCCAUAAAGAUGUGCCAAAUAAUCAUGAAAUUUGGAAAUAAUGAAGAAGCAAUUGUAAUGACUUUACACUUUGGGUAGAUAUAUUGCUUGUUUUAUGAACUUGUUUUUGUAAAAAAAACCAGUUGAGAUGGAGGCAUAUUACAAGAAACAGAUAGUACCAUUUCCUUUCAUUCAAGAAAAAAAACAGGGAGAUGCAUCAUCCUAAUGAAAUUAUUUACAGUGGCCAACCUCCCCACUAAUGGCGCAGAGGUCCAGCAUGCAAAGUACCUCCACAGUGUUUAGUAAUCCAGAGUCGAAUUCCAAGUUUGACAGUCCACCCAAGGAGUGUGUCACAUGACUCUUGGGGAUCUACUUCCAGGUUGCAUGAAGUGCUUCCAGGGGGAGGGGAGGAUCAUUAAAAAUCACCCCCCCACUGCCCUUCAUGAAGUACAAACAUGUAGAGGAACUUCACAUGCUGUGCCUUGACACCAUCACUGGGGAUAUCAGCAUAAUAUUUUUAAUAUAAUAGUUAUAAUUUAGGUUUCUUAUCACAAAGACAGAGUGGUUUUAAUUAAAGAAUGUUUUACCUUCCUAAAUAUUGUUCCUUAUAAGAGUUGUUUAUAGCCUUAAAUUUGUGCAGGCCUCCAAAACUACCAUGCACUUAAAUUUCUGUGUAGAAAAAUUCUAAACGAUACUUUUUGUGCAGAAUGUUAAUAAUUGGUUUCACUACUAGAAUAAUUCACCAACAUAGAUCAACUUCAGAAAAUGGCCACAUAUUUCCACAAGAUUUUUAAACAGAUAAAACUGGUGCCACUAGAAAGUUUUCCCAAUGAAUAUAAAAUACAUAAGUAUGUAAAAAUAAUUGUGAACUUUUAUUAGCUAUUACUCUCCAGUAUGGAGAGCAAUUUUUUCUUGUUUUCUGUAAAAGCAGUAUCAUUUUAGCUGAUUUACAAAGAUGUUUGUUUAUGUUUUGUCACAACUUGUGUUCUGUUAGGUAUCUCUUGUUCUUAUCUGUGCAUAUAUGAACCAAGUGAAACAAAAAAAAUAUUUUGCGUCUUCCUUUUAUUUGAGAUGAAAUCUUCAAGAGUAAGCUUUUGCUUCAGACAUGGAAUCAAUGAAUAGCAAAUGUAAUUAUCUUAAUUUCUGUUCCUUAGAAUUAUGAAUAAAUUAAUCAUUACAUACAAGUGAAGCCACAAAAGGAACUCCAAUCUGUAUUAGUCAAAAUAAGCAAUACAAAACAUGUAAAAACAAGAAACAGUAUGUCAGAUCUACUACAUGAAAUAUGAGUGAAAAGAUGAGUAAACAUAAUAUUAAAUCUGAAGUUUGCAUCUUGA